This is a messenger RNA of Haliotis rubra (blacklip abalone), 3121 nucleotides long. RefSeq names its product arginine and glutamate-rich protein 1-like. NCBI's taxonomy places the organism in Eukaryota, Metazoa, Mollusca, Gastropoda, Lepetellida, Haliotidae. Bases 94 to 873 code for a protein of 259 amino acids. Gene Ontology annotation, molecular function: cadherin binding. The transcript is spliced from 6 exons. Gene Ontology annotation, cellular component: mitochondrion; nucleoplasm. The record is from RefSeq and is a predicted model, not a curated record.
ACGUCAGAGUCUCGUUGUAGCCGCCAUCUUGGGUCAUUUCUUGCAGCCAGACUGGGUAUUUUCAGAUUAGAGAAACUGGGUCUUGGAAAGAAAAUGGGACGAUCCCGAACUAGGAGCAGGUCACCAACCAGACACAGGCAUAGAGUAAAACACAAGAAACAUAGAUCAAGAUCCCGUUCAAGAUCUGUUUCUAGAAAUCGACGUGAAGGCAGCAGACGAAUACGAUCCCGUUCACGGGAUAGAAAGCGAACUGCAAGAAACCACAAGGCCCAGAGAGCUGACAAUACAGUAAGAAAGCGAUCGUAUUCCUCCAGUAGUUCAAGUAGUGACGAAGAUCUCAUCAUGCGGGCUAAACGUCGAGAGGAAGAAGAGAAAAAGGCAGAAUUAGAACGACAGAGACUCCAAAAACAAAAAGAGCUAGAGGAGAAACUAAUCGAAGAGGAAGUCGCUCGUCGUGUUGAGGAACUUGUAGCUAAGAGAGUAGAGGAGGAACUGGAACGGCGUAAAGACGAGAUCGAAGCUGAGGUCCUGCGUCGGGUGGAGGAAGCAAAGCGUAUCAUGGAGAAGCAGAUGCUGGAGGAGCUGGAGAAGCAGCGAGAGGCUGAGCUAGAGGCUCAGAGAAAGAAGGAGGAAGAAGAACGGGCAAAGAGGGAAAGGUUAGAAAAAAUAAUGGAAGACAACAAUAAGAAAAUUGAAGAAGCGCAAAGAAAAUUAGCUGAGGAACAGUUGAAAUUAGUUGAAGAACAGCGAAAAAUGUUGGAAGAAAAACAACGACUUGAAGAUGAGGAGAGAAAACGUACAAAGCGAGACCAGGAAAUCAUACUCAACAAAAAGAAUGCAAGACCAAAGCUCUCCUUCGCACUGGGGAAAUAGGAACCCCUUUUGCUGUGUUCUUUUUGUGUGAAAUCUUUCCAUGGGAAUCUGAGCAGGUCAACUUGGAUGGCAAGGAACAAAGCAUCCAAAGACUGAGACUGACUCUAUCAUGCUCAGUUGAUGUACUCUACAUCUCUGUGAGAGGGAAAGUUUAAUUGGGAAUGGGGACAAAUUUCAGUUUGAAUUUUGUUCGUGACAAUAGUGUUUCAACCUUACUUGUUUGGCUGGGGGUAACAAAUUGUUAGGUAUAAUGAAUCAUGUAAAAUUGAAGAAAUUCCCGAAUAGAGAAAGACACCUUCUCAAGAAAGCUUGCUUUAAUGCACAGUUAUAUACAGAAGGGAAAUCUCAGGUGCUUUUUCUUUUGGUGAAUAUUUAUUGAUUCUGGCUGUUCACUUAAGGCACUGUGAACAUUUUAACUAGACUGGAAAGGGUGAUGGUGAUCCUAAAGGAGAGUUUGUGGAAUGGCAGUCUUGAACUGUUCAUGUACAUUGACAGUCAGAGCAGACUGUGGAGAGAGAGAGAGAGAGAUCAGUGUUCAUCGGAUAUGCCUGGAGGCUUUGUGGGGAAGGGUGGGGUAAAGGUAGGUGAAUCAAGAAGGGGGUGGGGCUUUGGGAGUUAAUUCUGUUGUUUUUGAGGGGUGGGAUAUUUAUCAGUUACUUAUAAUUGGGCCUGGGCAGAGGGUUAGGGGUUGGAGAUAACAAGGAACACUUCCCCAUCCCUUAACUGGUAGGUAGGAAGGGUUGUAACUUGUUAAGGAUGGGAAUUGUAAGGGGUAAGGAAUGGUAGGUUCCUGGGAAGGGGAAAGGAUGGGUUAAUUGUUAAGUGGUGGUUGAUAUUAUGAUGUCCUGAAUUGGGUGUGAAUAAUUCCAGUUCAUGGGAAUGGGUGGUAGGUGGUCAAGGUAGGGUGAUGGAGGUUGGUCCUAUGGGUUUACAUUGAAGUUCUAGUAAUUAGUAAUCUGCAUUGGCAUGGGGGUAGUGUUGCCAUCGUGGCAACUUUAAUAAAUACUUCCUGAUAUGAUUGCCCGGAUAUUGGCAUGUUAUUGUGGACAUUGUAUGAUCAAUUAGAUGGUUAAGGUAGGUGUUUAUCAGUACGUUUGUGCUUCUUGUUACGGGGAGGGUGGGUGUGCAGUGGCUUAGUGUAUUUUAGAUUCACAGGAAGACCUAUGCUCUUGCGAUAAUUUAUCAUUUCUGGAUUUGGCAUUGUGCUCAAAACUUGUUAUUCACAUUGAAAAAAUGGUGUAAAUAAUUCCUCUAUGUCAAUUUAAUAAAUUUAUAUUUAAUCUUUCGAUAUUUCCUAACACAUGGCAUUAUUAGUUCUGAUGUUUUCUGUGCAUUUUUUUAACACACACAGUGGUAGGGGUUGCAUGUUUUACUCUUUAUGCAGUAAGGUGGAACAGUUGGUAAAUAUGUACGUUUUUUGUGGUUUUUUUAAUCCAUGACGUUUCUAUAAGGGAGUUGUGUGAGCAGGUGGCCAUGUUUGAAGGUCUUUUUAAAGGACCUUGAUUAGUGUGUGGAACAAAGCAUUCUCUCUUUUUGUGGUCAUAAUACUUAGUGUCAUAAUCAUGUUACCUUUUAAGUAGGAAUUGAUAUAUCUAUUUAAAACAAUGAAAAUCAGAGCUGACAUACUAGGGUAAUGCCAGGAGGGCAAACAUCAUUUUCACAUUUUCAUAGAGUGAUGUUUAUCCAGAUGAGGUUGAUAGUGGACUGAGAAGAAUGAUAGGAAGAUUUUCGAGUCUCAGCUGUUGUCUUUUGGUUUGUUUGUUUUCUCCAGUGUUAGCAGCACAAGUUUCGUGUGGAAGUCAGUGGCCAUCGCAAUUCCAAGACUUUAUGAGCCAGAUGUAGUCAUGACUAUUAUGAUGGUAAUUUUGUGUACUUGUGUGACAAUGAAUGUAUGGGUGUAUGAAAGUGUGAAUGUGCCGCAGUUUGAAUGAGGGAAGGGGCUGGGUUUAAUUGUCUGGGUUUGUUGUACCCACCAGCGUGUUAUCAUGCAUCAGAAAGGAGUGACUCCAUGAAGGAAGUGGAGAUUGAACAAUCAAGGAAGUGGUGAUAGGGUGGACAGGGAACAGGUAAGGCAGUGAUCAAUCAGGAAGGAUAGAAUGGUACAUCAAGGGAGGGGAGAGGGGUAUUUAGAUAUACAGGGGGUUUGGGGGGGUGACACCAAUAGAUGGGGCCUGUGGGUUCUGUUAAUGCUUAACAUGUUUGUUUAUUUGUGCUGUAUAGUUGCUAAUAAAUUUUGUAUGGAAUAUGA